Porites evermanni is the source of this 9580-nucleotide messenger RNA. Lineage: Eukaryota; Metazoa; Cnidaria; Anthozoa; Scleractinia; Poritidae. The record is from the annotation of a GenBank genome assembly.
AAGCAAGAUGGUUGCCGAAAAGUUCUCCUUGUGUUGUGUGGGAUCUCACAAUGUUCUCCUGUUUAUAUCAAGCUUAUGAACCAAAGUAAUUCUUUACAACUAGAAAUGAACUCAUGUAAGCCUGUCAAAAGUGCUUUUCAGCGCACAAAAUCGACGACCACUGUGAAUUUGUGCUCAUUUAAUCCAGCCACGUCACCAAGACAUCUCUCACUGCUGUGAGUUGCCAAUUUUGAUCUCGCGAUCUUUACAGCUAAUCGUGCUCAUGGCGAAUAAACUCUUCGGUUUUCAACAGUUGAGAAGAGUGUUAAAGACUCUUGGAUACAUCUUGUUCAUGUACAUUUUCUCCAUCAGUUUGACAUUUUACAACAGAUGGCUGUUAAAGGUUUGUGGUCACGUUAAGCUUAUUUAAGAUUAAGGCUUAAUAAUAUUAUUAUGGAAACUUACAGUACCUAGAAGCAAAGUUGAUAUAUCGUGGCUCAAACUUUCCCUUACUUCAAAUUUUACUUUUCAUUGUUUCCAACUCGAUAUCACUAUGACAUAUAACUGUGUACCCAAAAUCAAAGGAAAAUUUAUUAAAUAGGAAAAAAGGAUUAAAAUUAUACAGUGGAACCUCUAUUCAGAGGACACCCUCGGGACCAAGGCAAGUGUCCCCUGAAUGGAGGUUGGGUUGGGGUUUGUUAAUAAUUAACCAACAAAUCAAACAUUUUUCUUUUAUUCUACCUCAGAAUCUGCUGUAGUCAUUAUUUGAAGCAGCUCGAUAAAUGUAUUACAGUGCGACUACAUGUAUUAUAGAAAAGGUGGCACCAAGACAAGGUUGAGCAUUCAGACUACAGGAAAAUAACAAUACAUUCUGAGAAAGUUUUUUUUCAGAUGUAAUUACCAUGAAACGAAAUAAACAACAUGGAUUGAAAUCAACCUAAAUUACAUUACCUGCAGAUGCCACCCACCUGAACCUGCUGAAGUAAGCCCAUGUUUCCUGAGAGGACCAUUAGAGUGAAUGACAGAGAUAACAACAGGAAAACAUCAGUUACAUUUUUGACUUGAGGUCAUGAUGUUAUUGCAAAGCACAGCAGUGGUAGCAAAGAAAUAGGCCAUUUGCACAAUUGCAUCAUUUUACUACUGCAACCAGAAUCCUUUUCGUUUUUCCUUUCAUAUUUGAAUUUUGUAAUCACAGUGAGGUUUGAAUAACAAAAGUCCUGAUUAGCACAAGAAAGCAAAACCCUGAAGGAUAACCUGUGAUAAUCAUUAUUUUAAGAAGAAAUGAAAAAGAUCAACAUAAAGUCAUAUUUUACUCCAUUAUUAAGAUCACUGUCCUGUACAUGUAUUUUUUAAAGUCUGCAGCAACAAUCCUCUGCUGUAUUUUUCUAAAUGCAGUUAUUUCUGUUUGAUCCCUGCUGUAGAGAUUUCAUUUUCCCUUGAGUGUCACAGUGGUGCAUUAUGCUCUGGUCUUUAUUAUUGCUGCCUUAUUGAGAUUGUUAUGGGAGGUAAAAACUGGGAAACAAAGAGUAGUUCUUCCCUGGUCUGUUUACAUGAAAAGAGUUCUUCCCACAGGUGAGAUACUUAAAAUUAUUAACCUUUAAGCCCCAAUUUCUACAUACAUUUAUUAAGUCUAAACUGAUCUCCACACAUUUCCCUAAAGAAAUUAGUUGUGAGAAUUAAUUUGUUAAUUGAUCAAAGCAUUUUUCUGGUGGUUGAUCAUUUAUUCAAUCUCAUGACCUGUUUCUUGAUUAUGUAUUGAUAUUGUUGGGAGUAAUUGAUGUUGAUCAUUCCUAGGACUUUAUGGUUAAGUUUAUUAAAUUAUUAAAUGAUUGUGAAAAUUGAGGGGUGGUACUAGUGAAAGGCUCAACCAAGCCUGAUGGGGCUGGGUACAGGAGAUUAUCUCAAUCAAGUCUGAUAGAGGUAACUAAAGCCAGGCUCGCAGUCAAUUCUGAUGGGGGUGGGAAUAAAAGAACAUCAACUUUUUCAAGUCUUAUAGGGGUGACUGAAGCCAGGCUCACAAGCAAUUCUGAUGGGGGUGGGAACAGAAGAACAUAAACGUAGUCAAGUUUUAUAGCGAUAACUGAAGCCAGGCUCAGAGUUAAUUCUGAUAGAGGUGACGCUUUCUGUGAUUGUGAAAUUUUACAGUGCUGAUUAAUGUAAAUCGAAUGUGACUUAUCUUUCAGCAAUGGCCUGUGCAUUGGAUAUUGGUUGCUCAAACUGGAGUCUGAUGUUUAUAACAGUAUCAUUGUAAGUAUCAGAUUUGUACUAUGGUCAACUCUUGCCUUGUAAUUGUGGAUGAAUGUCAACCUUGACCCCUCCGUAGGUUUUUCUGUGUUAAAGUAUAUGUUUUCCAAUUGAUGGUGGGUCAAAAGUUGAAUGUUGUACUAAUUCUAAUUGGCUUUUGAAGAACUUGGGCUUGGCAUCCAGGGUUUACAAAAGAAGGCAUUAAUACUUUAAACUGCCAAGCUCCUCCUGGAUGUAUCAGGGCUCCAAAAAAAUUCUGGUCCAGUAAUCCAGGAUGGGUAGAUUUUCUUGCUGGGCUAGUACAUUGCAACUUUUAAAGCAGUAGUUACUUGCCCAAUGGGCAAGAGUCCAUUCACAAACAAAAUCAUUGACUAAGGCAAGCAAGAUUUGGCCCUGGGCAACAGAAAGUAAGAGUUGCUUGCCUAAAAGACAAGCUACAUGUAGAAUGCACUUAUUUUUUUUUUAGCCAUGUAUGUGUUACAGGUCAAAAUGAAAUUCAGGUUAGAAUCUUUUGAUGUAUACGUACGUGUAGGUUGAUUCUCAAUUGCUGUACAGUGUAAGAGAGAAAGGAAAUAGAAAAUCAACCUUGGUUAAAAAUGUUACCUGAAUUUAAUUUUCACCUCUAACAUAAUUAUGUUCACCUCCUGCUUGUAUUGAAAUUUAUUGCAUUUGUUAUGACAUUUUGAAGCUUUAUUAACCCUUUUAAGUCCCAAAAUCCACAUACAAAUUCUCCAAACUGAUCUCCAUACAUUUCCUUCAAUAAGUAGUUGAAAGAAUUUUAUAAAAGAUCAAUGCAUUUUCUCUUUCAAUUGGUGAUCAUUUUAUUAAUUCUCCUAACCUUUUUUCUUGACAGUGUAUGGAUAUUGUUAGGAGAAAAUUGAUGUUGGUCACUCUUGGGACUUAAAGGGUUAACAACCAUGAGUACAAGUAGAAUGUAUUUUUGAUCAGCCCUGCAAUAGGUUGUCUUGAAGCGCUUUAUUCUAUUCCUGUUAUAUAUAACCCUCCUAGCCUGGGAUAUAAGCCACUUCAUUUAUAAGCUCUCCUAAAACCCCUUUCAAAACUGUAUAUGACCAGGGCUUAAAAGUGGCAGUUAUAAAACAUAAUGAUUUCUACUAAUGUUUUGUACUCAAUUAUUUGUUUGAGUAUUAUUACACAAGGAAUUAUUUAUUUUGUAGUAAAUGAUUAUAAAAUUUCACUGUAAAAUUAUUUUGCAUCACUGUGCUCUUUAAGGAGUCACAGGGUUCUCAGAGUGACUCCAUCAGUGCUAAACUCUGUUUAACUUGUAACAUAUUUUGAUAUGGUAUUUUUUUUAAUGAAUAAUUAAAUGGAUAAUAAAUUAACAAUUCUAUUGUAUUUAUAGAACAUUCAUACUGUAAUUUUUUUACUUGAUAAUGAUGUCUGAGAUUUCAUAAUAUUUUUUUAACUCUUUUAAAAUUUCUUAAAAUGUUUUUAAAAAGUUUUUAUGUAAUUCGUUAAUAUUGUUUUGAUAAUGAAUACUGUAAGUCAUUUUUUAAUUUACUUGAAGGAACAGCCUGUAUACAGUACACAUUAGCACCUUCUGCACCUUAUACAGUGUACUUUAGAGUCCUAGAUACUGUAACUUCAAUCUAGUUCGUAGCUUCUUUAAGUAAUCAUAUUGUUGUUCACUUCCAUAUCAGUUUUUAUAAAGGUUUUCAGAUUUAUAAGUGAACAUUUUGCAUGUUUACUUUUUGACUGCUUGCACUGUACUAGUUAUCUGAAUAAUAUUAUCAUUGUUCAGAUGUACCCCUUCAAACAAUAUUAUUAUGCUUAGGCAUUGUUGAUUUUAUGUUAAUUUCAUGUUGUUGUCAGUAACAGUAUUAUUAUUACUACAUGUAUUACUAUUAUUAUUAUUAUUAUUAUUGUUAUUAUUAUUAUUAUUAUUAUUAUUAUUAUUAUUAUUAUAACCUGUAACUCAUAUUGUGUUGUAGGUAUACAAUGACAAAAUCCACUAGUGUUAUUUUCAUUCUGAUGUUUGCACUUUUGUUUGGUUUGGAGCAAUGGGUAGGUUCAAAUAGAAGUCACUGUAUUAUAAUUGAGUAAAAAACUAACAGCACUGUUCAAAGUCAAGCUAUGACAGGAUCUUCAUUAGACUGCAAAACAGUCCGUAUUUUUGCGUAUUCAAGUACGCGCGAGCAGUCAAACAAAAGGUCUGGAACGAGGCUGAAAACAGAGAUGAGGCUCGCGUGCUUUGCGCGCAUAAGACUCUUAUGGCACGCUUUGCUGAUUCCUGUACUGAUUUUGAGAAAAAAACCGACUGUUUUGCAGUCUAGAUCUUCAUCAGUUCUUUCAGGAGAGGAUUAUAUAAUAACUAGCACCUAACAUUAUUAUUUUUUCUCUAAGAAUCCCACUUUUUACAUGAAAAACAAACACCCACCAUGCCCCCCCCCCCUGCAAUAAAACAAAUCAAACCAUCCCUCAAAUUAGAUGAGUGUGGCACAGGACCUUAUAGGAAGUCUUUUACAGUGUAUAUAUUAUGAGUUAAAGAAAGCACCAUAAGUUGCUUCUAAGACUGUAAUGACCUCAGAAACCAUACUAUGAAUAAAAAUUAUUUUGGUCUCUGGGAAAAGUGGGCUAAGUACCAAAAUAAAGCACAGAAAAGUUGAUUCAUGCUGUAUUCAGUGGACCCCUGGAGAAGGCAAGAGAGCUGGCGUGGCUUUGUGCAACAAUGGAACCUCAGUUAAGCAACGUCUUUGAAACAAAGUCCCCAGAAUAAAAAAACAACUUAAUUCAUGUUAUGUCACUAAUAGAAAAAAAACAGAAAGGAACCUUGAUAAUUUUUGAAGCCUUGUUAUUUUUGGUUUACAACCUUGUGACAAGCCAGCCAUGUUGGUGGUCAAUACAAUAUAACUUUUUCUCAAAGAAUUUUUCUUCUUUCUGAAAAGUUAGAUUCUUUGGGAUAGUUUAUUGUUUUGAGAUGUUUCUGUGGCAGCAGGAUGCAUUACAAUGCAUUUGAGAGAAAACUAAUCCAGUUUAAUGAAGUUUGAAUUUCACUGUAAAUUCCUGUCAAUUGUAUCUAAAAGCUUUUGUUUCCUCAAUGGUUUGAGUUACUGGGAUUCAAAUUAUGUCAGUUUUUUAUUAACAUUAUUAUUAUUAUUAUUAUUGAAUAUUCACAUUGUUUUAUGUUGCCAUCAUACUUAUCUUAGCAAGUCCACGAGUGAAUAAACCAUAUUUUUUUUGUCUUGUUUCCUUUGACAGAACUUUUCUCUAGUGGCCAUCAUUCUGUUGAUAGCAAGUGGCUUGUUCCUCUUUACUUUUGAGUCCACAGAGUUUAAUGUAGAGGGAUUCAUUUUAGUAAGUUAACAUUUUCCAGUCUAUACAUAGUUAGUAGAGGCGACUGGUUAGGAAAGCCAGCAAAAAUCAAAGUUGAAAACAAUAGUGAUGUAGGUUAUGUUGGAAGCUCUGUGACUGUGCACAAUCCUUUGUUUUUUGUCAACAAAUUGUGACUGAAUAAAUUAAUGCAGUGUUUCUAUUGGUCAGUGAGUUCAAAAUGAUACGAAUGCUAUUGAACAUUGUCCAUGGUCAGGUUCAAAAAAGCUAACAAAAACACAUAACAAAGGGUUUCCCAACCAUUUCACUUUAAUUAACUAUGGUCUAUAUUAGAGAAAGUUUCUCCACUUUUGUCAUGAGUUAUUUCUGAAAUGUCUCACAUAGACAUGUAAAAUGUGCUAUGGAAACGAGGUACUUUACAGCUGAGGUUGUCAGUCCCUAGAGUGUCCAAAAUAGUUUUUUUUAUAUAUCAUUGUCAACACAGUGCUUAUCCAACUGAGCUAACCAGGGGGGGGGGGGGGGGGGGGUUGGUUAAUUAAUUAAUCCUGCUCAUAAUACAGUUUCUUUUUUGGGCUAGUUAAGAGUAUAUCCUAGCUACAUGUUGCCUAGAUGGCAAGUUGUAAAGCUGACAACUUUCUUUGCAACUUUCCGUGCUUUCUUUGAAGUGGUCACCAAAGGGGAAAUCUGUUGAUCUUUGAUCAAAUUUUCUGAUCUAAUUGUUUAAGGAAUGUGAGGAGAUUAGUCUGUAGAAUUUUUUAUCUGGAUACUGGGGCUUUAAGGGCGUAGUCUAAUAAAGUUUAAAUCAGUGUAUUUUUUGUUUAAUUUUAAUUUUUCUCAAGGCUCUCACUGCAUCAGGACUGAGUGGUCUGAGGUGGACAUUAGCACAAAUUUUGACUCAAAAACAAGAAUUAGGUAGGAGUUAAUUAAAUGUCAUGGCGAAAAAACAUAAUUUUUUUCUUACACUUUUUACUGUAGCUUAUUUUGGCCUCCAAUAAUGUUUUUUAGGUCUCCAUAAUCCCCUUGACACACUGUACCAUUUGCAACCAUUCAUGACAUUAACAUUGAUCCCCUUGGCAUUUUACAUUGAAGGUAGGUUUUCUAUUUUUUAACACAACUUACCUGCAGCCAUUUUACUUUUAAAGUUUGCAGUCAAUGGUACAGUAAUUUAAUUAUGUUAAUUUAUGAGGUGUUAAGUAUUUUUACUGUUGUAAAUCAAUUAUUUAAACUAUAAAAAUAUUAAAAGUUAAAUCUGCAUUUUGAUUGUUCAGUAUACAUUAUUUACUUACAUUAUUUACUUACAAGAGCUGCAAUGUACAUGUAGUCUGUGCUUAAAGCAGUAUAUGUCAUUUUUUCACCACUUUAAAUUUUCUCUGGCUAAUAGUAUUAAAAGACAAAAGCUUUUGACGCCUAAACUGCAGUUGUAUAUUAUAUUAUUUAGUACAGUGUGGUAAAGUGAUGGUGGUAGACACCAGUGUAAAAUAUAUUUGCUUGUUGAAUUGAAUGCUCAAUCACAUCAGAACUGCUACUCAAAGUGACUACCUUGUUGUUUUAGGACAACAUUUAGCUGUAUCACCAAAGCUCUUCAAUGCUCCUGAUGGCCACACCCUUUGGAUGACUAUCUCAAUGGUGAUGUUUGGCUGUUUUCUGGCCUUCAUGAUCAGUGUCUCCGAAUUUCUGCUGCUUUCUCAUACAUCAAGCUUAACACUCUCCAUAUCAGGGAUAUUUAAGGUAAGCUCCAAUAGCCAUGACUAUAAUUCUUACAAGACAGUGUUUAAGUAUGUUUUAUGCCCCUUCUCUAGAAAGGCUAAUCCCCUCACUAGGAGCUGUUUGGACCCCUAUAUGUCACACCUCUUUUAUUUUUCAUUCUGAACUUUGUUUGAUUUUUAUUGUUUUCCCAACUGGUCCCCUGUGGGCCCAGGGGGGGGGGGGUACUCCCUGUAAUGGCCUAUAUGGGGAGGAGUCAGGGAACGUUCUAUUUUUGUGUCUCUGCACGCAGUUUUUUGGCCCCUCUAUUUUCUUCUUUUUUUUUUUUUUUUUCUGUACUUUUUUUGAUUUUUUUUGUUUUCCCCCGUGUGCCCCGUGGGGGGCGGGGGGGGGGGGGGGUACUCCCUGUAAUGGCCUAUAUGGGGAGGAGUCAGGGAACGUUCUAUUUUUGUGAUUGAUCGAUGAUUUACAGCAGUUGAAAGGGAUGCAAAGUUCUAAACAAGAUUUGUGAAGGAGGUACCAUUUGUCAAUAGAAGGUAUGCAAAAGAGGCACCUUUUUUGUGAAAAAUGAUAUAUAAAAGGGUAAGGGGUUGGACCUCUGGUUGGAGACUCCCCGUAUAAACAUUUGUUGCAUACCCCCCACCUCCCCAGGCAGCUGGGUGUUGCCUCACUUUUAGAGUAUGUUUUAUAGUAAGUAAAUGAAAGUUUUUCUCUACUAAUGAAACCCAGUCUUUAUUGAGUAGGAUACCCUUAAGGUCAAAACACAUUAGGCAACAUGUGGCUACCACACAUUGGGCUGACACGCCACAGCAACACAUCAGUAGUAGUAAAUCGCUUUGUGUUUACUGGAGAAGGUUGGGGAAAUCUUUGUCGCCUUGACCCAGUUUUGACUCUGCAACAAGUGGCACAAAAUCAAAUUAGUCUAAAUUUGUGCAGUUUGCCACGGUGGGUAAAUUCUGUCACGGAGACAAAUAUUUUCACAGAAAUUCUACAGUACACAUGACACGAUUUGUCGCUGCGACCUGUCACUGUACACAAGGAUGGGUUUAUUGCCAGGGUAACCUGUUGCCAACUGUGUUCCGACUUUUCUAUGAGAGGGAGAGUGGUAUUGAAACAGAACUUGUUAUUCGGGGUAGGCACUUGCUCCAUCCUUAGAGACAGAGAGUGAUGAGAGGCACCUGUGAGACACAUGUAUUCCCAGGCCACUCGCUAAAGGCUCUCCUGCUAGGGCUUACGUAUUUUCUACCUCUUACCUGGAUUACUUUAUUCUUCAGGAAGUGUGCACAUUAUCUCUUGCCACUGAAUUUGCUGGAGAUAAGAUGACAACUGUCAAUUUUUUUGGUCUCGUGCUUUGCCUGAUGGGAAUAAGUGUGCAUGUAGUUACAAAGGCAACAAGAGGUGGGUGGCGAAAUUAUAGCGUUACUAAUCUCAUGUCAGGAAAUCUAUCUUCUUCGCGCUACAAAUGUCAAUUUCUAAUUAAUAUUUAAUCACAAAAUAAUUAAUUUAAGCAGCACAUAAUUCUUUCCCAACAACUUGGUAACACUGAGUGAUCUGCCAAAACUUUUUGUUGGCGUCCUGGGCUGCUGGUGGACUCUCUUCCCUCGCAUGUCUCCCUCGUGCACCCCUUCUUUUUUUUUUGGCCAUACUACAAUACUUUCAAGCCGUGCUACGCAGGCUAUCCCCCUAUGGAAUUGAAAUUGCGCCCUCAACAGUGAUUUUUCUCGUCUCAGACUCAGAUAGUUCAAAAUUGAAUGGACAGCAGAUGGUAGAGCUGAAACAUGGUAGCACUGAAUUAAAGGAGCUGUUGUCAGGAAAUGAUGCUGCAGAAAAUGACGAUGUGGAUGAAGAAUUUGAAAUUAAUGUUUAUGGACAAAGAUAACACUAUAGUAGCCAGCCCGUUUUGUGGGCUGACAGUGAAUUUGAAGUAUGUAUCUGUGCUCUUCUUAAAACCCUUUUAUUUUCAUUGAAUAUGGGAGAAAAUAAUCGUGUUCACGAUAAUACUGCUUUUGCAGUUGUUAUGAUGUUGCUGCCAUGCAGGAUACCCAGGUUGUUAAACCUUAGACACAGGCAACCCACCUCAGGUUGCUCGAUUUUGUGUCUUUUCAGUUCCAACUCAAACGCCGAUUUUUGCCUCAAUAACAGCAAACAAACAGUUUUAAUUCUUACAGACUUUGACUACAGGGAUUAUUUACAAAAGCACAUGGUCUUCACAUACUCCAAGAGAACAUAGCCCGUAUUGUUUUAUAUUUGAGGACAAUUGCAAAGUAAUAGACUUUUUUAACUUGUAAGUUUUGUUUUCUUAAUCCAGGCCAUGUGGUAUUCAACAGGGAUCUUGCCUUUUGUCCUUUCAUAAAUUAUGCGCACA